Hippoglossus stenolepis (Pacific halibut) is the source of this 4189-nucleotide messenger RNA. Its product is annotated as 3-hydroxy-3-methylglutaryl-coenzyme A reductase. Gene Ontology annotation, biological process: sterol biosynthetic process; isoprenoid biosynthetic process; coenzyme A metabolic process. The transcript has 20 exons. Lineage: Eukaryota; Metazoa; Chordata; Actinopteri; Pleuronectiformes; Pleuronectidae. Gene Ontology annotation, molecular function: NADP binding; protein binding; hydroxymethylglutaryl-CoA reductase (NADPH) activity. Bases 213 to 2873 code for a protein of 886 amino acids. Gene Ontology annotation, cellular component: endoplasmic reticulum membrane; peroxisomal membrane. The record is from RefSeq and is a predicted model, not a curated record.
GUAAGGAUUUCCGCAUCGCCAUGUUGGUUUGGUUACAACAGCAAGAAUCAGCCAGCUAGCAAAGCGGUUUAUGGGCGAGGGGCACUGAUAUGACGGAGAAGACCCGCUGACGUCUGUGAAACUUAUCUUUACAAAUCAGCUGGAUUGACUGUUGGCGUCCUCCCCUCUCUGCCACAGGUGAAGCUGUGAGGUGAAGGUGACACCCCGGGACCAUGUUGGCUCGUCUCUUUAGGCUCCACGGCCUGCUGGUGGCCUCCCACCCGUGGGAGGUUAUAGUGGGCACCCUGGCUCUCACUGUCUGCCUGGUGUCUAUGAACACCCUGGCAGCCAGCAGCCAGAUGUGCACCUGGAAUGAGUGCCCCAAAGUCGAAGAGAAAAUCCAAAGCAGCGACAUAACCAUCCUGACUAUUACCCGCUGCAUGGCCAUCGUUUACAUCUAUUUCCAGUUCAAGAAUCUCAGACAACUGGGAUCCAAAUAUAUUCUGGGUAUUGCAGGUUUGUUUGCAGUAUUUUCCAGCUUUGUUUUCAGUACAGUGGUCAUCCACUUCUUUGGGAGAGAGCUGACAGGCCUCAAUGAAGCCCUGCCAUUCUUCCUUCUGCUCAUCGACCUGUCGAAAGCCUGCGCAUUGGCCAAAUUUGCCCUCAGCUCCAACUCUCAGGAGGAGGUGAGGGAGAAUAUAUCCCAGGGCAUGGCCAUCCUGGGCCCCACCUUCACCCUGGAUGCUCUGGUUGAGUGUCUGGUCAUUGGGAUCGGAACCAUGUCAGGUGUCCCUCAAUUAGAGAUCAUGUGUUGUUUUGGCUGUAUGUCGGUCCUGGCCAACUACUUUGUCUUCAUGACCUUGUUCCCCGCAUGUGUCUCACUGGUCCUGGAGCUGUCCAGGGAAAGUCGCGAGGGUCGCCCAAUCUGGCAGCUGAGCCACUUUGCACAUGUGCUGGCUGAAGAAGAGGACAACAAGCCGAAUCCUGUGACUCAGAGGGUUAAAAUCAUCAUGUCUCUUGGUCUUGUUCUGGUUCAUGCACAUAAUCGACUAGCAAAUGAGAAUCCGGGUCACAAUCGAACAGUGGAGGGGCCCGUAGCUAAGAGACUGGAGUCCGAUUAUACCACAUGGCCUCUGAAGCUCACCAGUAUGGACAUGGAGCAGGUGAUUACCCUCAGUCUUGCUCUGCUCCUGGCUGUGAAGUACGUCUUCUUUGAGCAAACAGAGGCGGAGUCCUCGCUGUCCCUCAAGAGUCCCAUUAUCAGCUCUGCUCCAAACCAGAAGCCCUGGGUGGCAGGGGACUGCUGCAGGAGGGACUUCCCGGCCCAGAAACGACACAAGACGAUGAAUGGUUUCCUGGCAACACACAUAUCCCCCCCAGCUGUUCCAGAAAGUAAACUUUCCCCUGAGGCUGACAUGGCGAUCACAGAAAAGAAAGAAGUAACUCCGGCUCCAGCAGUUUCAGAGGAAAACAGCCCUUGUAUUUCACGUCUUGGAGAUUCUCCUGCCCCGGCACCUUCUGUUCCUCUAAGUAGCUCCAAUUCAGAGCCCCGUUCUCUGGAGGAAUGUGUGACCAUCCUCUCCGAUCCGCAGAGAGGUGCCCGUUUCCUCAGCGAUGCAGAGGUGAUAAACCUGGUUACCCAACGUCACAUUCUUAACUAUAAAUUGGAGAUGCUCCUGGAGACUCCAGAGAGGGGCGUGUCAGUCAGGAGGGAAAUGCUAUCAACCAAACUUCCUGUUCACUCUGCCUUGGCUUGUCUGCCUUACAAGGACUACGACUAUUCUAAGGUGAUGGGUACUUGUUGUGAGAAUGUCAUCGGGUACAUGCCGGUGCCAGUGGGAGUGGCUGGUCCUCUUCUGUUGGACGAGAAGCAGUUUCACGUUCCUAUGGCGACCACAGAGGGCUGCCUGGUGGCCAGCACGAACAGAGGAUGCAGGGCACUUUCUCUGAGUGGGGGUUGCCGCAGCAGGAUCCUAGCUGACGGUAUGACCCGGGGUCCCGUGGUGAGACUGCCCUCAGCGUGUCGGGCUGCAGAGGUCAAAGUCUGGCUCGAGACCUCGGACGGUUUCAGCCUGAUCAAAGAGGUUUUCGACCAAACCAGCAGGUUUGCUCGUCUGGAGAAGCUGUUUGGGAGUCUGGCUGGGAGGAACCUGUAUAUGCGCUUCCAGUCUCAGACAGGAGACGCCAUGGGCAUGAACAUGUUAUCAAAGGGGACUGAACAGGCUCUGCUCAGACUCCAGCAGCAGUUUCCUGACAUGGAGGUGCUGUCAGUUAGUGGUAAUUACUGCACUGACAAAAAAUCUGCUGCCAUAAACUGGAUUCUGGGCCGGGGCAAGUCUGCUGUCUGCGAGGCCACCAUCCCUGCCAAGGUGGUCACGGAGGUGCUAAAGAGCAGUACAGCUGCUCUGUUGGAGCUCAACAUCACCAAAAACCUGGUGGGCUCGGCCAUGGUGGGCAGUAUAGGGGGCUUUAAUGCUCACGCUGCCAACAUUGUAGCUGCCAUAUACAUCGCCUGUGGACAGGAUCCUGCUCAGACAGUAGGAAGCUCCAACUGCAUCACUCUGAUGGAGCCUGCUGGUGCAAAUGGAGAAGACCUGUACAUCAGCUGCACCAUGCCCUCCAUAGAGCUGGGUACGGUGGGAGGAGGCACCAACCUGCUGCCACAGCAGGCCUGUCUACAGAUGCUUGGUGUCCAAGGUACCAGUCCCAACCAGCCUGGCGAUAACGCCCGGCAGCUGGCCUGCAUAGUGUGUGCCACCGUCCUGGCAGGAGAGCUGUCUCUGAUGGCCGCUCUAGCUGCUGGACACCUCGUCAAAAGCCACAUGACCCACAACAGAUCCAAAUCAAAUGUAUCCGAAACCCCUUCGCAAAACUCUGGAGACGGCAAGUGUUGACGUGAUGGCCAUCUGCAAAGAGUGAAAGUACGCCCCCUGGAAUCCGGCACAAGAGGCUCUCCUAAUGAUGUGUUUCUGAGGGGAGAGCUGCGGGUGGUGGAAGACAAAUAACUAAAUACACGCUGAAGACAGUGGUGUGCUCAGUUUGUGACUGACUGCAAAAAGACUUUCUGGGUUGAACUGUUGCGUUGCUUAUUUGUGCCAUUUGCCUGCUUCUUCUUAACGUCGCAGUAGUAUUUGAUCAAGGCUUCGCUGAUCUUUCGGACAACUGGGAGUCGUGAUACGAUUUCGACGUGCGUGUGCACUACGCUGCUCAAAAGACUUUACCAAGUACCCGGUGUGCCUCUGAAGAGUCGUAAAAGCCAAGAGCUUCUCCCAUCACACACGGAAAGACACAGCUUCUACAUUCAUGUAUGAGGUGAGAUCUUCAGACAGGUGACUUCUGAUUUCCUUCGGAAUAAAAAGAAAAUCUUUGCACUCGCCAAAAGCUGUUUCUAAACAGAACUGCAAGUGUAGUUUCAAACACCAACCUUCUGCCUGAAUGUAUGUGGUUUAUAUCGGUGUUGUUGGGUAUGACUUGCUCAACACUUCAUGAGCUGAGGUGCAACUGUAUACUGUGUAUACUGCAGAAUGACUGUGGCGGCUGAACCUCCAGGUUUUUGUCACACGUGGUUUGUUCAGACGCUGAUCUACCACUAAGACGUUAGAGGCAGGUGUUAUUUUUCAGGCUAAAAGGAAAAACAAAGCCAUAUUAAUUUAUUCAUUUUUAAGGUACACUUUUAUUUUACAUUUGUGCAACUAUUGAUUUUUUUGUUUUUUUGUUUGCAUGGUUGAAGCAAAAGGAUGAGUUUAAAGGAGACACGAUGCUUUUUCAGUUUUUGUCUUUCCUCUUGUGUGUGAUGGAUCUUCUGUAAAAGAGCUCCUCCCCGUGACAGAAAACACAGAAGCUCCUGAAACACCUCGUCAGCCGCAUGGCCAAUCCGUUUCCACAUCGUCGUGAGGAUGUUUGAAAGAGGAGCUGCAGCAAUGGACAGUAUGAGGAGACUGCUGUUUCCAGAACAUUAGAGCAUGGAAACCUUUAAUAAAAAAAACUGAGCCUGGAUAGAAGCUGAAUGUCUCCUUUUAAAAGCAUAACUCACUACAGGUACCGCAGGUCCUGGUAUUUUCAGAAAGCAGCAAAGCUCAGAAGUGGCCUUACAUACAGUGUCUGAGAUGUUGAGCCUUAGCAUGUUCAAAUUAGAAUAUUCAAUUAUAAAUUAUUCAUGUCAAGAUUGUACAAUGUUUUAUUUAAAAGAUAAACACUUUGUUCCCUCUGA